AUGAAAGACGGUCCACUCCAAGGCGAUGAUGCCCGCUUGGCAGCUAUGGGCCAUCGGCCUGAACUCCAACGUACUCAUUCGACAUGGUCAAUGCUUGGUUUAGCCUUUGCGGUUCUUAAUUCGUGGACUGCACUUUCGGCCAGUUUGUCCAUUAGUCUUACAUCUGGUGGAAGCACAAGUGUGAUUUGGGGACUGGUCACUGCAGGAUUCUGCAAUUUUUGUAUCGCAUGUUCGCUGGCUGAAUUCCUGUCAGCAUAUCCGACAGCCGGUGGACAAUAUCAUUGGGUUGCAGCUAUCGCGUGGCCGAGCUCAGUACCAAUUCUAUCCUGGGUUACAGGCUGGAUCAAUGUGGCAGGCUGGGUUGCCCUCGUUGCAACGAACUCACUUCUUUCUAGUCAGCUUAUUGUUGGCUGCAUUUCCGUUUUUCACGAGAGCUAUGUCCCGCAACGCUGGCAUCAAUUCCUCAUCUAUAUUGGACUGACCGUUGGCUCAUUCGUCAUCAAUGCUUUCAUGAACUCCAUCUUGCCAGUCAUUUACCGUGGUGCUUUCAUGUGGUCAAUUGGAGGAUUUGUGAUUGUGUCAAUUACGUGUCUCGCAUGCGCCGCUCCCAACUACAACUCAGCUUACUUCGUGUUCUGUGACUUUGUAAAUACAACAGGCUGGCCUGAUGGAGUCGCAUGGAUGCUAGGUUUACUUCAAGGAGGGCUUGGUGUGACUGCCUUUGAUGCGGUAGCACAUAUGAUCGAAGAGGUUCCCAACGCUGACAUUGAGGGUCCGAAAAUCAUGGUUACCUGCGUGGGCAUCGGAGUGUUCACCGGUUCUAUCUUUUUAAUAGUCCUUCUUUUCGUCGCAGGAAAUAUGGAAAAGGUCACAACCUCCGCAGCCGGCCCUCUUCUUCAGAUCCUGAUCGAUGCGACCAAAAGUAAUGCAGGAGGUGUCUGCCUUUUGAUGUUACCUCUGGUCUGCUUAGUCUUUGCUAUAGUGAGCGUCAUGACCACUAGUAGCCGAAUGAUUUUUGCUUUUGCAAGAGAUGGCGGUCUUCCUGCUUCUCCGUUCUUUGCAAAAGUCCACCCAACACUCAAGUUGCCCCUCAAUGCACUCAUUCUUAGUGUUGUUGUGGUGAUCGCUUUUGGAUGCAUCUUCCUAGGUUCUACAAGUGCUUUCAAUGCAAUUAUCUCUGCCUCGGUCGUGGCUCUUGAUCUGUCCUACGGCAUACCCAUUGCCAUUAACUGUCUCCAGGGGCGCAACUGCCUUCCCGAAAGAAAAUGGAAAUUGCCCAAUGCAGUCGGAUGGUUUGUCGAUUUGGUUGCUUUAUCAUAUAUCGCUUUGACUACCGUUCUCUUUGUCUUCCCUCCGUCAAGCACGGUCACGGGAAGCAGUAUGAAUUAUUGUAUUGCAGCAUUUGCUGUUAUCAUUAGUAUCUCCGUGUUCCAGUGGUUUGUGGACGGAAGGAAGAACUUCACCGGUCCUCGCGUUGACAUCACCAUCGAUGCACUGGACACCGUGCAUACGAGAGAGGAGAUUGAGCCCAGUAUGGAUGAAAAGAAAUUUGCUGGUCGGGGCUAG
This is a messenger RNA of Penicillium robsamsonii, 1566 nucleotides long. Its product is annotated as Amino acid/polyamine transporter I. NCBI's taxonomy places the organism in Eukaryota, Fungi, Ascomycota, Eurotiomycetes, Eurotiales, Aspergillaceae. The record is from RefSeq and is a predicted model, not a curated record. Gene Ontology annotation, cellular component: membrane. Gene Ontology annotation, molecular function: transmembrane transporter activity. Gene Ontology annotation, biological process: transmembrane transport. The transcript is spliced from 20 exons. Bases 1 to 1566 code for a protein of 521 amino acids.